Molecule: messenger RNA, 777 nt
Organism: Kuraishia capsulata CBS 1993
Lineage: Eukaryota; Fungi; Ascomycota; Pichiomycetes; Pichiales; Pichiaceae
Exons: 1
Coding region: 1-777 (258 amino acids)
Biological process (GO): regulation of DNA-templated transcription
Cellular component (GO): nucleus; CCAAT-binding factor complex
Molecular function (GO): DNA-binding transcription activator activity, RNA polymerase II-specific; protein heterodimerization activity; DNA binding
Source: RefSeq, a predicted model, not a curated record
AUGGAUACCAACAUUGAUUACGCGUACCCGCAAGACGAUGGGGUGGAUGCCCAACACGUGCCUAACGACACAGACCAGGCGUAUCAGCGCAGCGUGCUGAAGGCCGGCAACGGGGUUAAUGAGGGCGACGAGGAAGAAGAGGAGGAGGAGGAGGCCGUGGAGGACGAAGAAGAGGGCGAUUUUGGGUCGCCAUCGGGGGCUUUUGCCAACGUUGGCCAGGGCCUCACCGGCAAGUACAAGAACAUACUCAUGCAAUACUGGCAGGAAACGAUAAAUUCUAUAGAGCACGAUGAUCAUGACUUCAAGACUCACCAGCUGCCGCUUGCACGGAUCAAAAAAGUGAUGAAAACGGAUGAAGAGGUGAAGAUGAUCUCUGCCGAGGCCCCCAUACUGUUCGCCAAAGGGUGUGAUAUUUUCAUUACUGAGCUCACGAUGAGGGCGUGGAUUCACGCCGAGGAGAACAAGAGAAGGACGCUGCAAAAGUCCGAUAUUGCCGCUGCGUUGUCGAAGUCUGACAUGUUUGACUUUCUGAUUGACAUUGUUCCUCGUGAGGAAGACAAGUUCUCGAAGCAGUCCACCCAGCAGCCUGGCCAACAGACACAGCAGAUGCCUCCACAACAGCACCUUCAGGAUACGACGCAGCACAAGCUGACGGACCAGACAAUAGACUAUUCUCAGUAUGGCAACCAGGACACUCUGUUGCAGAGCCAUCUGCUAAAUGGCACGGACUACACGAACGGCAGGCCCCAGGAGUUAUACCAGCAUGAUCGGUUCUAG